Messenger RNA from Megalopta genalis, 797 nucleotides. It is a transcript of the gene ND-B17.2, whose product is annotated as NADH dehydrogenase (ubiquinone) B17.2 subunit. Gene Ontology annotation, cellular component: membrane; respiratory chain complex I. The record is from RefSeq and is a predicted model, not a curated record. Gene Ontology annotation, biological process: response to oxidative stress. Lineage: Eukaryota; Metazoa; Arthropoda; Insecta; Hymenoptera; Halictidae.
UUUUUCUUCGGUAUCGAUGCUGCGUUCGCUAUCGAUGACAUUUUCACAUAAACUUGUGAUUUAUUAUUAUUCGGGCAUUUUCAGUGGUUCAACGUGGUCAUUGGUGAAGAUAAAUAUUAUUACGAUUACCGAUCUGAUUUGUGUAAUACGAGUUGUGAUUUAAUAUUGGAACUAUCUUAAGAUUUAUAUAGUUAAGGGUAGUCUCAAUAAUUCUCUGCUCUGAGCUGUGGUAGUGGUGGUCUGAAACAAACAUGGCGAAGUUAUUGGGGUUAGAUAAAAUCAAGAAAUUUUUUCAAGUAAUAUGGGAUAAUGGGGGUAUUUAUAAGAGCUUGCGAAGUCUAUACAGAAUGGAUGCGGUAAAAAGUGGUACCCUAGUAGGCGUGGAUUCAGAUGGUAACAAAUACUAUAAAAAUGAUGGCUAUUUCUACGCUAGCAACCGAUGGGUAGUAUAUGCAGAUAAAUAUGGUAUGGAUUAUGAUGGUUCCCAAGUAUCACCUGAAUGGUUUGGUUGGUUGCAUUACAAAACAGAUUUAACUCCAAAUGAAGACCCUACAAGACCAAAGUAUAAGUGGAUGGCAAAACACAAACCAAAUUUAUCUGGUACAAACCAAGCUUAUAUGCCUUAUAGUACUGUACCACCAAAGAUUCAAACUUGGAAACCGCAGUAGUGAUAUAUACUUUGUUGUAUGACGUUAAGUAAAAGAAAUGUUUAGAUUUAUUGCAACAAUCGUGUAUAUUAUCUAAUGUAUAUUAUGUAAUUUAAUGUAAAUAAAGUCAUUAUUAGUACAAAAAAUCUA